Penicillium egyptiacum is the source of this 771-nucleotide messenger RNA. The record is from the annotation of a GenBank genome assembly. Lineage: Eukaryota; Fungi; Ascomycota; Eurotiomycetes; Eurotiales; Aspergillaceae.
AUGACCAAGUUCAGGCCGUGCAUUGACCUGCAUUCAGGGCAGGUCAAGCAGAUUGUGGGUGGUACGCUCAGCCAGGUGGCCACAGACCUGAAGACCAACUACAUAUCCAAGCUCCCGGCCAGCCACUAUGCGGGAUUGUAUCAGAAACACGAGUUGCGCGGCGGGCAUGUCGUGAAGCUUGGGCCAGGAAAUGAAGAAGCUGCCCAGGAGGCAUUGCAGACAUGGCCGGGUGGAUUGCAAGUGGCCGGCGGUAUCACGGAUAAGAAUGCGCAAUAUUGGAUCGAUCAGGGUGCAGACAAGGUGAUCAUCACUUCGUUCCUCUUCCCUGGGGGCAAGUUCUCGCUCGAGCGACUCGAGUCAGUCCUUUCUGCCCUAGGUGGCGACAAGUCAAAGCUGGUCUUGGACCUGAGCUGCCGCAGGAAAGACAAUACUUGGUUCGUUGCGAUGGACCGCUGGCAAACCAUCACAGAGAUGGAGAUCAACCAGGAAUCGAUCUCAAUGCUGGAACCAUAUUGCGCCGAGUUCCUAAUUCACGCUGCAGACGUAGAGGGCCUGCAACAAGGCGUCGAUGAGGAACUUGUUUCAAGACUAGCUGAAUGGUGUACUAUUCCCGUGACCUACGCAGGAGGUGCGCGCCAUUUACAAGAUCUGGAAAAGGUCCAUACUAGUAGCAAGGGAAGAGUGGAUUUGACGAUUGGCAGCGCGCUAGAUAUCUUCGGUGGCUCUGGUGUGACGUUUGAUGAAUGUAUCCAGUGGAACAAAACGCAUUGA